This is a messenger RNA of Lepisosteus oculatus (spotted gar), 1740 nucleotides long. It is a transcript of the gene miox, whose product is annotated as myo-inositol oxygenase. Gene Ontology annotation, biological process: inositol catabolic process. The record is from RefSeq and is a predicted model, not a curated record. Gene Ontology annotation, molecular function: inositol oxygenase activity; iron ion binding. Lineage: Eukaryota; Metazoa; Chordata; Actinopteri; Semionotiformes; Lepisosteidae. Gene Ontology annotation, cellular component: cytoplasm.
UUAAAUGUGUCAAUUAUAUAGCCUUGUGUAGAGCUGCUCUAUUAUUAUUGUCAGCUUGGAAGACUACGGUUUGGAAGAGACUGCAAUACAAUGAGAGUCCUCAAUAUCGGACCUGAUCCCUCAGAGUUAUACCGACCAGAACAGGCACAGAAGAAGGAUGAGGAAGAAAAUGUUGGCUUCAGGAAUUUUAAGAGUGGGGACCUUGUUCAGCGGGUCUAUAACACCUACAAACUGAUGCACACCAAUCAGUCACUUCAAUUUGUGAAACAAAAGCAUGUGGAGUGGUUUGGCUUCAAUCACACAAAGAUGACAGUCAUGGAAAGUCUGGAUGCUUUGGAUCAGCUGGUGGAUCAGUCUGAUCCUGAUGUUGACUUUCCGAACUCUUUCCAUGCUUACCAGACAGCAGAGGGGAUUCGUAAAGAACACCCAGACAAAGAUUGGUUCCAGCUGGUGGGUCUCAUUCAUGACAUUGGGAAGAUCAUGGCUCUCUGGGGUCAGCCUCAGUGGGCAGUAGUUGGUGACACAUUUCCAGUGGGCUGCAAAUUCCAGAACUCCAUUGUUUUCAGAGACAGCACUUUUGGGGACAAUCCUGAUGACAAAAACCCAGCCUACAAUACCGAAUAUGGGAUAUACAAACCAAACUGUGGGCUGGACAAUGUAUAUAUGUCAUGGGGUCAUGAUGAGUAUUUAUACAGAGUGAUGAAAUUCAACAAAUGCCCAAUUCCAGAGGAGGGUCUAUAUAUGAUUCGAUUUCAUUCAUUCUACCCCUGGCACACUCACGGAGACUACACACACCUCUGCAAUGAAAAGGAUCUGAAAAUGCUGCCCUGGGUGAAGGAAUUCAACAAAUUUGACCUCUACACUAAAAGUACAGAUCUUCCUGAUGUCAAGAACCUUAAGCCAUAUUAUCAGUCUCUGAUUGACAAGUACUGUCCAGGGAUGUUGUCCUGGUGAAAGGAUGCCUGAGGUUCUACAAUGGGAAUGGAGUGUUCAAAUAAGCUGUGUAACAUUGUAACAUUUGUAUGAAAAAGACUUUGACCUUUGUAAAAGGUGAAAUGUGAAUGGUACAAUGUGAGUGAAUUAUGACAGGAUUCCUCAGUUUCAUUUAAAUGGAGAAGAAAAAAACACAACUCCUUCUUGUCACAGUGACAACACUAGAGUCCUGCUCGUCAACAGUGAGUCAGAAACAUCUGCAUAGGCCUACAUGAACACUACCAAAACCCUACGGGUUGACCCAUUUAGAGUAUAUAUAGUAUACCCAAGGGUAUUGGCUUAGUAAGACUGAUGCUUUGGGGUUAUUGUAGCACUGGAGGAGUGUGGAUAAAAAGAGCAAAUGCAUUAAAGUUUUAAAACAUUGUCCUUCAAAUUGGAAACUGUUGCUUUAGACAUUUUGCACAGAAGGCCCCUACCUUCAAGAGACAGCCAUUAUAAUUCAGUUAAAGCCUAAAUUUGCAAGGCUAGGUCAUUUAGACUCAGGGGAUAGGAAACUUCUAUGUCAAUAAAGUUAUACCAUAAAACAAAUAACAUCACACCACAAACUAAAUAUACUGUUUAUAAUACAUAACUCUAAAGAUCAUAUAACUAGGUAUUUUCAAUAAGUACAGUACAUUCACUACUUCACUAGUGAAGACACAUAUCUCUUGGGGAAUAUCUUAAUUGUAACUAUGAAUCAUGUUGUCUAUGGUUAAUACUGUUCUUCCAUUCUUGUAAAAGCUGAUUAAAGUAUUAGGAAACACCGCA